This is a messenger RNA of Dentiscutata erythropus, 195 nucleotides long. Lineage: Eukaryota; Fungi; Glomeromycota; Glomeromycetes; Diversisporales; Gigasporaceae. The record is from the annotation of a GenBank genome assembly.
AUGAUAAGAUCUAUUCGUCCUCAUGAUGAAAAGCGACAAAAGAAAUUACAACAAUUACUUGUUACUUGGCUCAUAGCAGAUUCAUGUUCUUUAAUUAUUGUUCAAAAUGGAAAACGAUUACGAGAAAUCAACUUAACAAAUUCAGAAUGGGAAUUAAUUAAAGAACUUUUACAAGUUCUUGGACUAUUCGAAGAA